AUGUCGGUAUGGGAAAGCGAUGACCUUGGUCUAGUGGCGUUGAGAACCACAUGGGCGCUGUUCGGGGUCACGGCAGUGGUGUUUGCGCUGCGGGUCUACUGUCGACUUCGAUACACACCACGACUCGGUGGAGGUCUCUAUGUCGAUGACUUCAUCACGGGCGGGUGCCUCUUGAUGCUCUUGAUUUUCUGCAUCCUGCUCUCUGUUGCAGUCCAGUAUGGCGUCGGGAAGCACUAUGUGACCUUAUCCGACCACACCAAAGUCCAGGCCGUCAUGUGGAAUGCCAUCCUCAGCGGCUUGACACCGUGGAUGUGCACCCUGCCCAAGUUCGCCAUCGUCACGACGCUCAAACGGAUCCUGAACUACGGAACGAAAACGACAGUCCUGCUCUGGGGCCUUGCCUUGACAUCACAAGCGACCGUCGUCGCGCUGACGGCCUGGGGCUUUGCCCAGUGCAGGCCGACGGCCUUUCAGUGGGAUAGGAGUAUUGAGAGAGGAACGUGUUCGAAUCCGCAAAUCUACGUCAACCUGUCAUUCUUCGUGUACUCGUACUCAACAGCACUCGAUGUGUUCUUCGCACUGUACCCGGUCCCCUUUGUGAUGCGACUCAGCAUGCCGCUCAAAACUCGCAUCGGCGUUGCGGCGUCGCUUAGUCUGAGCUGGUCCCUCUGGUCUAUCUUUGCAUGA
Messenger RNA from Diaporthe citri, 687 nucleotides. RefSeq lists its product as uncharacterized. Bases 1 to 687 code for a protein of 228 amino acids. The transcript has 3 exons. Lineage: Eukaryota; Fungi; Ascomycota; Sordariomycetes; Diaporthales; Diaporthaceae. The record is from RefSeq and is a predicted model, not a curated record.